GGCAUGUGACUAUAAUUAUCACAGACUGCAUUCCUAUCAAAAAGGCAUGUUUUAGUUUACAAUACAAAAGAAUGGCAGCACUGGACUCCAAUAUCCAACAAAAAUCGGACAAGAGAAUAAUAGGAUUUGAUUGUGAGUUUGUGAAGCCACCACCUUCGGAAUACAUCCAGUCAGAGUGUCCAGUUUGUCUCCAGAUCAUUCGAGAGCCCCACCAGGUCACAUGCUGUGGAAAGAAAUUUUGCCAAGCUUGUAUUGAAACUAUCAGAGCAAUUAAAAAGCCGUGCCCAACUUGCAACAAGGAGUUUUCAAAUUUCCCCGACAAAGCUUUGAAACUAUCGCUCUAUGGGUUGAAAGUUCGCUGUAGCCACCAGAAAGACGGGUGUAAGUGGACGGGGGAACUGAGACAGUUUGAUGAGCACCUUAACAAAGAUCCACAGACAGAGAAACGGUUUGAAGGUUGUCAGUUUGUUGAGAUCGAUUGCAUCUAUAAUUGCGAUAACCAAAUGCAGCGAAGGUACAUUCAAGUCCACCAAAUUAAGUAUUGCCCCAAACGUUCAUUCAGUUGUGAGCACUGCCAUGAUUACAAGUCUACCUAUGAUGAUGUCACCAACAACCACUGGCCUGUGUGUGGGUCCUUCCCUGUCCCCUGCCCUAACCAGUGUGGUUCAACUAUCCAAUGUCAGAAUAUAGACAGCCAUGUUGCCGAUGAGUGCCCCCUGACCACCAUCAACUGUGACUUUCACCACGUGGGCUGUGCUGUAAAACUCCCUCGACAAGACAUGCCAGACCAUGCUUACAGUUACCUCCUAGCACACAUCUCUCUAUUAGCCACCAGUCAUGCCAAGCAACAAGCUGAGAUAAUACAACAAAGAAAAGAAAUCACAAAUUUGAAAGUUAAUCACAAUAAUUAUAGUGACUAGCAACACCAAAACCUCGAGCACAAGUUUCAAUCGCUGGAAGCUGAAAAUGGACAACUUAAAACCAAAAUUCUUGGGUUAGAGCCAUUGCAACCACUACAACCACGUGCACUGCUCAAGACUUCCCCUCCCAUCGUGAACUCUGAGCCUCUUAGUGCUCCUGUUCUUACAAUGGCCAACUUCCAACAGCACAAGAGAGAUAACGACAGCUGGUACUCCCCUCCAGUCUAUACCCACCAUCAGGGCUACAAGAUCUGUCUUAAAGUGUAUGCUAACGGCUCGGGCUCUGGUAAAAGAACACACGUCUCUGUAUACGUGUGUUUCAUGAGAGGAGAGUUUGACGAUUCUUUAACAUGGCCGUUUCAAGGAACUCUUACAUUACAACUAUUGAACCAGGUCAAUGGUGACGGUCAUGUAAGAGGCAGAAACAUCUACAAUAAUGAUAAAACACCUAACAUGCACGGUAGUAGAGUGACAGUGGAAGAAAUAUCAUUGGGAUGGGGAAAAACAACACUUAUUGCUCACUCUGAACUGGAGCCCAAGUAUUUACGAAACGACACCCUUCUCUUCCAAGUAUUCAAAGAAGAAAUGAACUAGAUACUUAAUAAUUAAAAGGAGCGAAAACAAUAUUACAAGCAUACACCAGUCAUACAUUUAGCUAUUAC
Molecule: messenger RNA, 1582 nt
Organism: Halichondria panicea
Lineage: Eukaryota; Metazoa; Porifera; Demospongiae; Suberitida; Halichondriidae
Product: TNF receptor-associated factor 5-like
Biological process (GO): signal transduction; regulation of apoptotic process
Molecular function (GO): zinc ion binding; protein binding
Source: RefSeq, a predicted model, not a curated record